UUUAAAUAGAAAGCAGCACAGCAUCGGUAACCGCGUUUUGUGAGUGUUGAAAACUCAAUAUAUCCGGCCACAUAUUAAACCAAAAGCAAUUGAUGAAGAAUGAAUAACAGUUGAGGUUAACGGUUAAACGUUAGCUAUAUGCCACCUAGUUACUAUCUAGCAAACAUUCAAACAUUAGCUUGCUAGUUAGCCAUAGUAACUCACUUUCCACGCUAGCCAAUUCAAUGUGAACAAACCUGCCUUUUUGACAUUCCAAACACCAGGUUAGAAGUCUCAAGUGUCUGUCAGCAGUAGCGAGCUAUUUGCAAGCAGAGAGGUUUCACAAUUCUACAGUAACGUUACAGAUAAUUGACUCAUUUCUGUAAAAUAUGGCUUCGUUCGGCUGGAAAAGGAAAGUGGGCGAGCGGGUGUCCAAGGCAGCGGUGCAGCAGUUUGAAGCCGCAGCGGAGAAGCCGGAGGAAGAUGGAGUAGGCAAAGAGGACGAGGUGGACUGGCUUUAUGCUAUCAAGCGGCGCCGGGAGGUCCUGCUGGAGGACUGCGCUGCCAAAAGCAAGAGACUAAAGGAGGAAGGGGUGGUGCUGGCACAAGAGGGCAGGCACUGGGAGGCCGUUAAGAGGUGGGAUGAAGCCAUCCAGAUGACUCCAGAAAACCCUCUACUGUACGAGAUGAAGUCCCAGGUGCUGACCGUCCUGCAAGAGGUGUUCCCGGCGGUGCAGGCAGCAGAGAUGGCUGUGAAGCUCCGCCCCCUGUGGUGGGAGGGCUGGCAGACACUGGGCCGCUCCCAGCUUAGUCUGGGUGAGGUGGACCUGAUAAUAAAUAACGUUCAACUGGGACCACUAGCUGCGGUGAUUUCUUUGAACCAAACACAACGCAGGAGAGUACGAUUAACAUCUGUUACAUAUGGUCAGGUGAAAGAAAUCGUCAUUUUGGAAUGGACAUCUCCGUCUCCGGACUUGAACCCGAUUGAAAACCUGAGGGUGCAGAUGAAGUCCAUAAGUGCAGGUGAUUCUGUAUGGAGGAAUUGGUCUUAGAUCCCUCCCAAUGUGUUCUCCAAUCCUAUAAAACAUUUUUGAAAGGUGAUGUAUUGGAAAUGACUGAGCAAUUGUCUUAGUAUAAAAUAAUACAUUACAUUGUUUUGAGCCUACAAUAUAGCUCAGUAUUUGUAUGAUUUCUUUUCUAGUCUUUUUUUUUUUGCUCAUCUUUAUAAACGGUGCCAAUCAUAUUCGACCUGAAUGUAUGUUCCCUGUUUAAGCUUUGUUGUUUAUAUCAAUGCUCUCUUAUUACUCCUAUGCCAUUUAAAAGACUGGUUUGGAGUGUAGCCCCAAUACAUUUUUCUCAUUAUACACUUGAGAGCUCAACGGUCACUCAUGUUAGUUAAUCCUCCUGAAAAGAGCAUCCUGUUGUGUUUGGAAUAUGUCUGUCCAUCCCAUUAACUAAAAUACAUUCCGGGUCAGUUUCCCAGACGGAUUAGACAUAAUCCUGGACUAAAAAUCGAUUGAAUGAUGAUUAUCCAUUGAGCUUGCUUUUAAGUCCACUACUAGGCUAACCCUGUAUCCGGAAAACUGCCCCUUAGUCUUUUUUUUAAUAUCUCAAGUUAUGAGAAGUUUCAGAAUGUCUUUGUCAGAUGACCGGGAAAUGAUCUCCUUGGAAAACUCCUCACUUGAGUCAAUUGUGUCAGUUGAGCUGUUAUUAAAAAAUAAACCCUCGGAGAAACAAACCCCACAGAGAAAUAAUAUUUCCAGGUUGGGAUUUGUGUGUCAUGUGAGCCUCCGUAGGAGGAGAUUGUUGAGCUGCUAAAACAAUCCAACUUUGCCCGGAAUGCCAGCAGCAGGCUGGCGCUGAAAACUCUGCGCCGUCAGCCUAGACUGGCCAUGCUGAAAAGCCUAGCAGCUUGAACUGUCAUUUGAAUUUGAAUGGCAUCUUCUAAGAGCAAGAUUGUUUUCAUGGGACACUCAUAAAAGGGUUUUGUAUGACUGAAACGGGCUAUCAGAUUGUUGUUAAUACAGACAGGCAGUGAAAGAAGAGACCGGUUUCUGAGAGAAUGAAUGUGUGCUCCUUGGAUUUAUUGAAUUCAUAUUGUUGGAUUCUAGCUUGAAAUGUACUUAUUCAUGUUGCCGUACCAUAACUUAGUGAUAACUUUACAUCUAUAUGUCUGGGGUCAAGGAAGGGCAAAGAGUAACUUGGUGCGUGGAAAGUUACUGAGUGAUAUGGAAAGUUACUCAGUGAGAAAAGGGAAGUACAGAAAAGUAAUAUUCUGUUCAAAUAUAGUGUUGAAUAUGAAUGUUGCUAAGGGGGAAGGUAAAGGGAAACGGUCUAGUAUCAGUUCUUGAAAAGGCAGACCAGCUGCGGAGCAACCGGGACCAUGAGGGCUGUGGAACUCAACUCCAGGUUAAGUCAACAGAUGAAGAGCGAAGACCAUGCUGGGAUUACAGUCCUAUCUCUCACACACUUCCACGCCCAUGAGGGUCCUGGACUGAGGCAGGGCCAUGACAAUACCAGUAAGAGGAACCUACUGUGUAUCUGCCUAACGCCAAAGAAGGAUUGGUAAUCUUAGACAUGCAAGGAGGUGACUCCGCCUAGUUGUGAGGUGUAAAGAUGUGCUUGUGUGACUUGUAUAUUGUCUUUGCAGAUGUAUGACCCAAUGGGGUGAUUUAAACUUGGUUUGAGCUUUUCCUAGUCAUGAGUUUUUACUGUUUGUUCCGAACCUAACAAUAUGAAAUAAUAUUUAGACAAUUUCGUAAUCUAUGUCACUUGUAAUGGAUGCAGAUAUAUAUUUAAUAGUAAAGGCCAAUUUAUGCUUGAUCUGAAAAUGUGGUCGGCGGCUUCGUGUGGAGUGUGACGCCAUUGCGGAGCAUCCAGAGGCAUGCAGAGGCCUAAUGACGCUCCGUUAAAUGCUUCGUAUGGCUCUGCAUUGACAUGGUAGACAGUAGGUGGGGGCGGUACGACCCGUAUGAAUACAAACUUACUUCACCAUUGCUCUACUCUGCUCCGCUGGUAUGAGAGCCCUGACGUCUGCAUCACACUGACACAGAGCUCACUCUGACACAGAGCGUUAAACGUUCAGAAAAAGGGAACCAUGAAUGUGUUGGUAACGGUCAUUCAGUUCGUAGAACUGCGCUCAUCCUCUGGUCAUGUGGGGGAUCAUUGGGUGGAGCUGUGAACACUCAGUGGGAAAGGUAACUGUUUUGACCAUGACAGUGCUCAUAGCCUAUUUAGUGCGAAUUGUAAUCAUGUUUCUGUAACUGACCCAGCUGACGUUGUGUACUAAUACUUUGUUUGUGUAAAUAAUGAGAAUGUAUCCAUCUUACCUGUAAAGUGUACAUUUAAAAUGAAUCAAUUGAUUUACAAGUAACAUUGCAAAUGUAAUUGGCCUUUCUUAUUUUGUGCCAUAAUGCUAGAUUUGGACACUGUAUAC
Oncorhynchus gorbuscha (pink salmon) is the source of this 3415-nucleotide messenger RNA. RefSeq names its product tetratricopeptide repeat domain 33 (gene ttc33). The record is from RefSeq and is a predicted model, not a curated record. The transcript has 4 exons. Bases 369 to 1031 code for a protein of 220 amino acids. Lineage: Eukaryota; Metazoa; Chordata; Actinopteri; Salmoniformes; Salmonidae. Gene Ontology annotation, molecular function: protein binding.